GUUAAAACGUGAGCAUGUGGAAGCAAUUACCGGCUGCAGGCUGGAUCGCUUCUCUCUCGGCUUGCCGGGUGCUACCAGCCAAGUCUGUUUCUACAUCAACCAACGCCACAAUAUUACCUCCUCAUCUGAGUGCGGAAACCUCAGGAACUGCACAGUGGUGCUCUCUCCAUGGAAAUUUGUUUGGGAGGGGAUCUCGAUUCAAACAGUGACUCAGUCGCAGACACCAAAGAGGAAAUCCCAUAUGGACUUGUAAUGUGGAGUGUGGAGUGCUCAGCACUACAUCUGGGAGGGGUCAGGAGGUUAUUGAUAUUAUACUGCUGGGACUGGUGGAAACGCAUAAAUAGCUGCAAAAAGCGCAGCUAUCUUGCAGUCUUUCUCUGGACGCCCGGGGACAGGUGACCUCCACUUAAGUCUUCUGUAGAAAGCCCAUCUGUCUCUGCAAACCCGAAACGAAAAUGGAAAAGAUCACAUCAACAAACUGCUGGCUGCAUUGUGUCACCCUGAUGCUGUCUGUGCUGCCUGGAGUCCCUGCGAUGCCGGUAGAUGUGGACCGUGUGUGCAUGGCGCCGUCCACAGCCAAGUACAGACUGACGUUUGCUGGCAAGUGGAGUCAGACUGCCUUUCCCAAGCACUACCCUCUGUACAGGCCGCCUGCUCAGUGGUCCCCCAUAUUUGGAGUAACUCACAGCUCAGACUAUCACAUCUGGGAAAGGAACGAAUACGCCAGUAAUGGGGUGAGAGAGUUUUCUGAGAGAGGAGAGGCUUGGAGUCUUAUAAAAGAGGUGGCGGCAGCUGGGGAGCAAAUCCAGAGCGUCUACGGUCUCUUCUCAACACUGCCUGUAGUUGGAGGGACUAACCAGGCCACCACGGAAUUUGAGGUUUAUGCAAGACACUCUUUGUUGUCAUUCAUUGUNUUAAAAAACUGGGUCACAUAA
This is a messenger RNA of Triplophysa rosa, 935 nucleotides long. RefSeq names its product spondin-2-like. The record is from RefSeq and is a predicted model, not a curated record. The transcript has 5 exons. NCBI's taxonomy places the organism in Eukaryota, Metazoa, Chordata, Actinopteri, Cypriniformes, Nemacheilidae. Gene Ontology annotation, biological process: cell adhesion. Gene Ontology annotation, cellular component: extracellular matrix. The coding region runs from base 456 to 935 and encodes 159 amino acids.